AUGGGUAGAUUCGGCUUCAAGAAGGGCGACGACGAUGACAAUGACUCCAGCAGAAGUGCGCUGUUCGGCUCCCGAUCCUCAAAGAACAAGUCUCCUGCCUCUCCAUCCCAAAAUCCAUAUGCACAAGCCGCUAUCCCUCCAGAUGCCUAUACAAAGGCUAAAAUGAACGCUGGAAUCGUCCCACCCCAAGCUGGAGGCUUCCAACAGGCCUCCGACCCUCGACGGCAGCAGGGUAACUAUGGUGGUGGCCUUCCAGCGCCCGGCCAGCAGAGACCAGGCGGUGGCGGCGGCGGAAACCCAUAUGCCGGAGGUGCACCAGAUACUUAUGGCAGUGAUAAUAAAUAUGGCUCUUCACAAGGCGGUCAAGGCGGCUACGGGGGCAAUCAAGGAGGUUACGGUGGCGGUCAAGGGGGAGGUUAUUCUUCAGAGAAAUUCGGUAACCAGAAUGGGUAUGGAGGAGGAGGCGGAGGGAAUCCAUACGCAAGCGGUCAGCAGGCCGGUGGAGCACCACGGCAAGGUGGUUAUGGUGGACUUGGACCCAGCCAGUACGACCAAGACAGCAAUCGAGACGAAUUGUUUGGUGGAGCUCGUGAGCGGGUGCAGCAGCAGAAGCCACAAAAUCCUGCUGGAGGUCCUCCUGAUUAUCAGUAUAACCCAGAAAAUAAUGCCGGAGGAGAUAGAAGCUAUGGGGCAUAUGGCGACCGGCAACUGACCGCCGAAGAAGAAGAGGAAGAAGAUAUUGCAGCAACCAAGCAAGAAAUCAGAUUCAUGAAGCAACAGGACGUUGCAUCAACACGCAACGCACUCCGCAUCGCUGCACAGGCGGAAGAGAUGGGCCGGAACACGUUGGCCAGACUUGGUGCUCAAGGCGAGCGAAUGCAUAAUACCGACCGAAAUCUUGAUAUUGGAAACAACCACAUCAACGUUUCGGAAGACAAGACGAAAGAACUCAAAACCCUCAACAGGAGCAUGUUCGCUGUGCACGUCAACAACCCAUUUACAUCCAAAGAUCGGCGUGCUCAACGUGAUGAGGCCAUCAUGGAGCGCCAUCACCAAGAACGUGAGCUCCGUGAAGCCACCCGAGAUCAAGCCUUCAAGUCAACACAACGGAUGAACCAGAAUUUUAAGGGCAUCGACGAGGCGUCGAACGGUCCAAAGGCCAAGACCAGCCUCGCUGAGCGAGCCAAAUACCAGUUCGAGGCGGAUUCUGAGGAUGAGGGUAUGGAGAAUGAGAUCGACCGCAAUCUGGACGACUUGAGUGGUGCGGCUAAGCGUCUCAACCUGCUGGCCAGAGCCACAGGAGAAGAAGUCGAACAACAGAACAAGCUCAUUCAACGAAUUGCCGAAAAGAGCGACCGAUUCGACGACAGACUAGUCUUCCAAACCGAGAAGCUGAAGAGAAUCCAUUAA
Messenger RNA from Exophiala bonariae, 1410 nucleotides. RefSeq lists its product as uncharacterized. Bases 1 to 1410 code for a protein of 469 amino acids. Gene Ontology annotation, molecular function: syntaxin binding; SNAP receptor activity. Lineage: Eukaryota; Fungi; Ascomycota; Eurotiomycetes; Chaetothyriales; Herpotrichiellaceae. The transcript has 2 exons. Gene Ontology annotation, biological process: exocytosis; vesicle fusion. Gene Ontology annotation, cellular component: SNARE complex; plasma membrane. The record is from RefSeq and is a predicted model, not a curated record.